AUGGAAGAAGUGGUGGAACUACAAAGAAGACUUGAUUAUCUAACACCUGCGCUGGCUGAUAAGGAAUCACAUGUGACAAAAAUGGAAAUUGAAAAGGACGAAUUGGCUGAUAAAUUAAGGCAUGCAACUAAUCAGUUAAGCGAAAUACAGAUGACAAUCAAUGAAAAAAAUCGUGAAGAGAAAGCAUUAUUUGAUGCUGAAGAAGAGCGGAAAAAUGAGAUUGAUCGAUUGUUGAAGACAAUUCGACAUUUGGAAAAUAUACUAAAAGAAAUGGAAAAUAAGGAAGCAUCACUGAUUAAUGAUAUUACUUCGAUGAAGCGCUCAUUGCGUGAAGAACAGUUAACAGCUAAAAAGGAUAAAGCUGUUGCAGAAAAGGCAAUCUUUGAAUUUGCUUUGGAAGAAAAUAAUGCUUUGAUAAAAGAGAAUUCACAUUUAUCAGCGGAAAUAACGCGAUUGGAAAUGAAAGUGAAAACUCUCAAUCAGCAAAUUGAUUUUGCGCAAGAGAAAGAGAUAAAGCCAGCAGAAAUUGCUUCGAUGAGAGAAUCAGAAAAAUCACUGAAGAUGGAACUAUUGAAAGCAGAAGAAAAGUUGCAAACAGAAAAAGAACGUAACCGACGGGUUAUCUCAGAGCUGGAGCAGUAUCGAAAGUCUGAAGAAAGCGCAAGAGAAUCUCGUGGAAGGGUGCAAAAGCAACUCGAUGCUUUAAAAGUAUUAUCUGAAUCAUUGUCGAAUGAAAACAAAUCUUUGAGACAAGAAAAAAUCAUUCUUGCUGAACGAUGUGAGGAAUUACUUAAAAAGGGAAAUUCAUUAACUGACAACGUUACGAAUCUUACAACCGAUGUUGAAGGUUUAAAAGAGAUAAAUUUCGAUAUGUAUCAAAAGAUGAAUGAAAAAAUGAAAGAAGUAGAAUAUUUACAAGAGCAGAAUCGCGACUUACUGCAAAAAGUAAAAAAUCAUGAAAAUGAAUUACAAAAAUGUAAAGAACGUUAUGAAAGUAUCGAAAGGAAGCAUAAAGAUACAUUUGAAGAACUGGAGAAGCAGAUGAUAAUGCGACAAGAAAAGUCGGAAGAAUAUGAAAAAUUGGCGAGACGCAUAUUAGAGCUUUCGGAUUCUGUAAAGGACAAGAAACCAGCAUCUCCCAGUACCACAGCUAGCUCAUCUAAAUUCUCGACACCAUAUCCCAACAAAUCCUUCCUUGAUCAGUUAUCUCCCAUUCCUGAAUCAUCAGCAACUGUUCAGCAGACUACUGAACGAAUUCAAACCAAUGAAAGGAGAAUUCCUUAG
Acanthocheilonema viteae is the source of this 1284-nucleotide messenger RNA. The record is from the annotation of a GenBank genome assembly. Lineage: Eukaryota; Metazoa; Nematoda; Chromadorea; Rhabditida; Onchocercidae.